Molecule: messenger RNA, 1251 nt
Organism: Notodromas monacha
Lineage: Eukaryota; Metazoa; Arthropoda; Ostracoda; Podocopida; Cyprididae
Source: the annotation of a GenBank genome assembly
AUGGCGGGAGGUAGGAUGAAGGGCCUGAUGACGCGAACUCUGUUGGUUGGUUGUGGUGUGGCACAGGCAGCAGAGAUGGCGGGCAGGAGCAGCAACAGCAGCAGCAGCAGGUCCUGGUUGCGGACAACUGGGGACGGAGGCUGGAGCUGGUUGGUGGUGGCUGGGGCAUUUGUGAUCCAGAUCCUGGGUGGAGGCACCCACUAUGCCCAGGGCGUGUAUGUGUCCCUGUUCCUGGAGGAGUUCAAGGAGAGCAAGUCCAUGACGGCUCUGAUUGGGUCCAUCUUUGGGGCUUGUCUCAUGAUGUCAGCACCACUUAGUGCGAAAUGUGCGGAGAAAUUCGGGAAUCGGAGGACUGCGUUUGGGGCAACCCUGUUGGCCAGUGCAGGCCUCAUCUUGUCAGCUUUCGCAAAUACAAUCGUCAUGUUGUACCUCACAUUUUCCGUGAUGACCGGUCUUGGACUAGGGCUGAGUUACAUGCCUGGGAUAAAAGCAGUUGGGGAACAUUUCCAGAGAAAGAGGGCCAUUGCGAUGGGCAUUGCCUGUGCUGGGGUCGGAAUGGGGUCUUUUCUCUUUCCUCCCAUUGUAAACUCUUUGCUCCAAGGACUGGGCCUGAAGGGCACUCUGAUAACCCAUGGUGUGAUCACGUUCAUUUCCCUGGGACUUUCCUCUGUGGCUUUGAUCCCAUGUGAGAAAACCACGGGACAAAGGCAUCUUGUUGAAGAUGCUGAGAAAGGAACCAGUGCAGCAACUCCCAUGAUAGCUUCCCAGGAAGGGGAAUCACAGAGUUUGUGGCAUGAUCCCAGGUUUCUCUUGCUGUGUGCGAAUCAGAUGUUUGGCUGGCUUGCUUGUAUCAUCGUCAUCAUGGAUUUAGCCCCGUACGGGAAGACGGAAUUGGAGUUGGAAGCACAUCAUGCCAGUAUGUUGCUGUCGACGUCGGGGGCUCUGAACGUGUUGGGUCGGAUUGUCGGAGGGUUUGUGAUAGUUGCCUGCAGAAGGUUCUUCUCUCCUCUCACCUACUACACGUCGUUGAAUGUGAUGUUGGUCGUGUCCACGUUCUGCAUCCCAAUCGUAUCCGACUAUAUCGGGAUGUUGGUGCUGAGUGGCUUUUUUGGCUGGGGAUUGUCUUGCUACAGUGCUGUCCUAGCCGACAUGGUUGCUGAAAUGUUUGGGCAAGAGGCAAUCGCGUUUUCCUUUGGGUAUUUCGUCAUGUUCCAGGGGAUUGGUGCUUUGGUUGGUGCUCCACUGUCAGGU